AUGGAAGAAAUUGUCAAGUUGAAUGAAACUACAGGGAGCCAGGUGAUGGAAUUCAUUCUCACUGGCAUCACAAACCGUCCAGAGCUGCAGGGCCCCCUCUUUGUUGUGUUUUUCCUCAACUACAUGGCCACAGCUGUGGGGAAUCUAGGUCUGAUCAUCCUAACCAGUAUUGAUUCCCACCUCCAAACCCCCAUGUACUUUUUUCUUAGGCACCUGGCAUUUAUAGAUCUUGGUUAUUCCACAGCUGUUGGUCCAAAAAUGCUGGUCAGUUUCAUAGUUGAGAAAAACACCAUUUCCUUCAAUGGAUGUGUAACACAGCUAUUUUUCUUUCAGGUAUUUAUUACCAGUGAAGUUUUUAUCCUUUCAGCCAUGGCCUAUGACCGCUUUGUGGCUAUCUGUAAGCCCCUCCUCUAUAUGGUCAUAAUGUCAGACACAGUAUGUUGGAUCUUGGUGGCUAUUUCAUACCUCUGUAGCACCAUAAUAUCCCUAUUGAUCACAAUAAAACUUUUAAAAUCAUCUUUCUGUAAAUCAAAUAUAUUAAGACAUUUCUUCUGUGACAGUCUCCCUCUACUGUCCAUUGUAUGCUCAGACACAAGAGAAAUUGAAUUAAUCAUUAUGAUCUUUGCUGCAUUUAGUUUGGUUUUUUCCCUCUUGAUCAUCUUUAUCUCUUACGUGCUUAUUCUUGUGGCCAUCCUCAGGAUGAACUCUUCAGAGGGCAGGUACAAAGCCUUCUCCACCUGUGGCUCUCACCUCACGGGAGUGGUUGUAUUCUAUGGGACACUUCUCUUCAUGUACCUGCAGCCUCAAUCUAGCCACUCCUUUGAUACAGAUAAGAUGGCUUCUGUGUUUUAUACUAUGGUCAUCCCCAUGUUCAACCCAUUGAUCUACAGUUUGAGGAACAAAGAGGUGAAAGGCGCUUUGAAAAGAGUCUUUCAAAAAUUGAUGUAA
Messenger RNA from Vombatus ursinus (common wombat), 948 nucleotides. Its product is annotated as olfactory receptor 8K1-like. Bases 1 to 948 code for a protein of 315 amino acids. Gene Ontology annotation, biological process: sensory perception of smell; G protein-coupled receptor signaling pathway. NCBI's taxonomy places the organism in Eukaryota, Metazoa, Chordata, Mammalia, Diprotodontia, Vombatidae. Gene Ontology annotation, molecular function: G protein-coupled receptor activity; olfactory receptor activity; odorant binding. Gene Ontology annotation, cellular component: membrane. The record is from RefSeq and is a predicted model, not a curated record. The transcript has a single exon.